ACUACUCAAAGGGUUAAGCUCUCAAGAAUAUUCUGGCGCCAAAAAUUCCCACAUUAUGCAUAGAUAUUUUAAGCCUAUUGAGCGAUUUUCCACCGCUCCGACGGUUGACAAACUCAACCGCCACGGUACUGCUACCACUAGUCAACCGCCGCCGACCGACGAUGUUAGAGGAACCGAUACGCCGCCGGAGAAGGUGCCUCGUCGCGUUUUGCCGGCGAAUUUCGCGCCAAAAGAGAACAACUCUGGUCCUUCCUUGUUUGAGAGCAUCAUGCACAAAUUCGUCAAGGUCGACGAUAACGAAAGAAUCAGUAAGAGGAGCUGUCCAUUGAAUGAUAGUUUGUCUAAAUCUUCUCAAUCAGUGGGAAUACGUGCUGAUACUGAUCGUGAAGGGGUGCACAAGGAAGAAGCAGUUUUUCAACCUCUGGUGAAAGCAAAAGAUAAUGCUGUGAAUUUCAAGAAAAAUGCUAAUCAGGAAAACAUGGCACUGAUUGUAACCGAUGACGAUGUUGCUGGACCAGAAACCCCAGGGAUGCAGCCUCUUGCUUCACAGGGAAAGCGUAGUCGUGAUGUUGGAUCCAAGUUUGGUUCCGUGCUAAAUUCUGGAAAACGAGUCAGGUUUCUCGACGAUUCAAUGGCAUUGGACACAAAUAAGAAGGAAGUAGAAAUGGCCAGCAAGUUUGAGUGGCUUGAUCCUUGUCGAAUCAGGGAUGCCAAUGGAAGAAGGCCGAAUAAUCCUUUGUAUGACAGGACGACUCUUUAUAUUCCUCCAGAAGUUUUGACAAAACUGUCAGCAUCACAGAAACAGUAUUGGAGUGUCAAAUGUAAAUAUAUGGAUGUUGUGCUAUUUUUUAAAGUGGGAAAAUUUUAUGAGCUCUAUGAAAUGGAUGCUGACAUAGGUCAUAAGGAGCUUGAUUGGAAAAUAACUUUAAGUGGUGUUGGAAAAUGUCGACAGGUUGGUAUAUCUGAAAGUGGGAUUGAUGAUGCCAUUCAAAAGCUGGUUGCACGUGGGUAUAAGGUUGGACGAGUGGAGCAGUUAGAGACAUCUGAAGCAGCAAAAGCUAGGGGGGCUAACUCUGUUGUUCGGAGAAAGUUAGUUCAGGUAGUCACUCCAUCAACCAAUGUUGAUGGUAACAUUGGUCCUGAUGCUGUUCACCUCCUCGCAAUAAAAGAGGAAAGCAAUGACUUGGAUAAUGGUUCAGUUGUGUAUGGAUUUGCUUUUGUUGAUUGUGCUCGGCUCAGAUUUUGGGUUGGCUCAAUAGAGGACGAUACAUCCUGUUCUGCUUUAGGGGCCUUAUUGAUGCAAGUAUCACCCAAGGAAGUUAUAUAUGACAGCAGAGGGUUGUCCAAAGAAGCUCAGAAAGCACUUAGGAAAUUCUCAUUAAUUGGUUCGGCAGCACUACAGUUCACUCCCGUUCAGUCAAUCACUGACUUGGUGAACUCUGAAAUUAGGGAUUUAAUUCACUCAAAGGCAUACUUCAAAGGAUCAUCUCAUUCACUGGAUCAUGUGCUGAACAAUGUGAUUCAUCGUGAAAUCACCUUGUCUGCUCUGGGUGGAUUGAUUGGUCAUCUGGAUAGAUUGAUGUUAGAUGAUCUUCUACAGAGUGGGGAUUUGUUUCCAUACCAAGUUUACAGGGGUUGCCUGAAAAUGGAUGGUCCAACAAUGAUAAAUCUAGAACUCUUUGUUAAUAAUGAGGAUGGUAGCAAAUCAGGUUCAUUGUACAAUUGUCUGGACAAGUGUGUAACCUCAUCUGGAAAGCGACUCCUUAGGAACUGGAUCUGCUGUCCGUUGGUAGAUGCUGAAAUAAUUAAUAACAGGCUUGAUGUAGUGGAUGAUCUAAUGGCUAACCCAGAGAUUAUAUCACACAUUGCUCAACAUCUUCGCAAGCUUCCAGACUUGGAACAUUUGCUUGGCCGAAUUAAGUCUAGCCUUCAAUUAUCAGGCCCUCUCUUGCUGCCCUUGUUAGGAAAGAAAAUAUUGAAGCAGAGGGUGAAAGUGUUUGGAUCACUAGUUAAUGGCCUUCGGACUGCUUUGAGUUUGUUGCUUCUUUUAGUGAAAGAGCAGCCUCUAAUAUCAUCUUUGACCAAAGUUUUUAAACUACCAAUUCUGACUGGUAGUGAGGGCCUUGAUCAAUUUCUUAUUCAGUUUGAAGCAGCUGUGCACAGUGACUUCCCAAAUUACCAGAAUCAUGACGUCACAGAUUCGGAUGCUGAAACACUCACGAUUCUUGCUGAAUUAUUUUUGGAGAAAGCUGCUCAGUGGUUUGAAGUGGUUCAUGCCAUCAAUUGCAUUGACGUAUUACGAUCUUUUGCUGUUACUUCUAGCUUUUCUUGUGGAACUAUGACUAGGCCGGUCAUAUUAGCAUCAAAAGGAACAAGUGGUGACACUGGGGGAACUGUGCUCAAGAUGAAGGGACUGUGGCAUCCGUUUGCCCUUGGAGACAGUGGACGUUUGCCUGUCCCAAACGACAUAAUCCUUGGUGAGAGUGAAGAUGGGUCUCAUCCUCGCACUUUGCUGCUUACUGGACCAAACAUGGGAGGAAAGUCAACUCUUUUGCGUUCCACCUGUCUAGCUGUUAUUAUGGCCCAGUUAGGCUGUUAUGUGCCAUGUGAAAGUUGUGUUCUCUCAGUUGUGGAUAUCAUCUUCACACGACUAGGAGCCAAAGAUAGAAUCAUGACAGGCGAGAGUACCUUCUAUAUUGAGUGUACAGAAACUGCUUCGGUGCUUCAGAAUGCCACUCAAGAUUCUCUUGUAAUCCUUGAUGAAUUGGGUCGGGGAACAAGCACUUUUGAUGGCUAUGCCAUUGCAUAUGCUGUAUUCCGGCAUCUGAUUGAGAAGGUUAACUGUCGCAUGCUAUUUGCAACACAUUACCAUCCGCUCACGAAAGAGUUUGCCUCUCAUCCACGCGUUACAAUGCAACACAUGGCUUGUGCUUUCAAGUCAAAAUCUGACACGUGUUCCAUGCGUGAUCAGGAACUAGUUUUCCUAUAUCGGCUUGCCUCCGGAGCAUGUCCAGAGAGCUACGGGUUGCAGGUUGCCCUCAUGGCCGGAAUCCCAGAAAAAACGGUAAACACUGCUUCUAAGGCUAGCGAACGCAUGAAAAAAUCAAUUGGACAAAGUUUUAGGUCAAGCGAACAGAGGUCAGAGUUCUCAACCCUUCAUGAAGAAUGGUUGAAAACCUUGGUGUCUAUCUCACGAAUAGAAGAUUGUAACUCGCUGGAUGAAGAUGUUUUGGAUACAUUGAUCUGUGUGUGGUAUGAACUCAAAACUUCAUUUGUAUCAGGCAAGUGUAGAUAGGUAAGGCAGUAGUCUGUCACGUAAAAUUAUUCUCAGUUUGGAAAAUGGAAGCCUUCUUUAUUAUCGUUUAUUAGUUGGGAUACAUUUAGAUAAGAGAAAAUAUGCCACGUAAAA
Vigna unguiculata (cowpea) is the source of this 3409-nucleotide messenger RNA. It is a transcript of the gene MSH7, whose product is annotated as MUTS homolog 7. Gene Ontology annotation, biological process: mismatch repair. Gene Ontology annotation, molecular function: ATP-dependent DNA damage sensor activity; mismatched DNA binding; ATP binding. NCBI's taxonomy places the organism in Eukaryota, Viridiplantae, Streptophyta, Magnoliopsida, Fabales, Fabaceae. Gene Ontology annotation, cellular component: nucleus; MutSalpha complex. The record is from RefSeq and is a predicted model, not a curated record.